Messenger RNA from Sphaeroforma arctica JP610, 2009 nucleotides. RefSeq lists its product as hypothetical. The record is from RefSeq and is a predicted model, not a curated record. The transcript is spliced from 6 exons. The coding region runs from base 117 to 1688 and encodes 523 amino acids. Lineage: Eukaryota; Ichthyosporea; Ichthyophonida.
CCCUAACAUACACUUACUUAUUUGCACGGGAAUCUAUGUAGACGUAAGUUCUUUCUAUAAGUGCGCAGUAUCUCGCUAAUCACUGAGACGAUAAGAGCGCAUUAUAAAAUAGCAUCAUGACCGCAUCGCACCGUUCGUGGUCUAGCGAUCAGGUUCGGAUUGAGACAAAUAAAACGCUUGAAACAACAGGGGGUCAUACAUGGGAGGCAGCAAUCAAGCUGUUUGAUUUUAUUGGCAGCCAGCAAGAAAUAUGCGACCUCGACCGAGGCAACGAACGACUGUUGGAACUUGGUUCCGGUACCGGUUGGCUAGGGAUCGCACUAACACUGAACUUGCCUAAUAUAGAAUCCAUUACACUCACUGAGCAAGCAUGCGGAGGCGCCCUGGCUUACCUACAGGAUAAUGUCAGCAAGCACGCGCAUUUACUCCCACGCACCGAUGCUAUCGUGACUGCCACACUUGACUGGACAAAGCCUUUGGAUAGUGAGCUGGUGCAGGCCUGUGGUGAGGGGUCGUUAGUGUUCGGAUCAGAUCUACUGUACAAUUCUGAUGGCGUCGAGAUGCUGCCAAAGGUUUUGGCGGCUUUCUGUGCAGCAGGGGCAACUGUACUAUAUGCGCACACUUUGAACCGGUACGAAUUCUUUGACGCUGACUUCUUUUUUGCGCUGCGAAGAGAAAAUUUGCUGGUAAGAGAGCUAUGGUGUGAUACAGAACCCCCACCAGAGUACACACACAGCGACGAGAGAUUCUGCAACGCCUUUCCUAAUUCGCGAGUGGCAAUACUUGAUAUACGUAUGGGUACGCGUUCGAAUUCAAAAAUUGAUUUGACCACGAACUCGCGGGUAACGAUAUUAAAUCCUGUCGAGAUGCCUAGCGGUACCGAGAACAGCGCACAGCCUGAUGCCUUACGCGAGCAAGUCAUAUUGUAUAUGGCGGACAAGGUUGAUCAGUCGGCGUGCGCAAAUUUACACACAGCGUCCUGGAAAUCUACGUACAGGGACAUUUUGCCGCAUGACUUUCUCUAUAACGGUGGCGUUGAAGUGAUGAUGAAUGACAUGUGGGCCGAUAAGUAUCGAUCUCCUACCCAGCUCACAAUUGCUGCAAGGGAUACUUUUGGUCAGAUGCUGGGAUUUGUACAUAUGGAUGUAGACGAAAGUAUGAUUGAUGUCAAGAAAGGGUUCUAUCUGGAUAACAUGCACGUGGUGGGUACAGGAAAGGGACUGGGCUUUCUUUUAUUUAAAACAUUGGUACAGAGGUUGUGUCUCAUGCACCGAAUCUCAUUGGGGUGUAUCACGAACAAUGGGAAGUAUUGCCAUAAUGACGCAAACAGUUCUGUUAAGGUUUUUGAACAGAAGCAUUGUACUGCGAUAGAGACUGCAAAUGAUCAGGUUAGUUCACAGCAAAAACAAACAACAAAAACGCACGACAUGAAUGGACGAGUUUCGUGCGGAUGCACAGACCGGCCGGUCAAACUUUGGCUCAAAGUGUUCGAGAGCAAUACUGCGGCGGUGCGUGCAUACGAACGAUGGGGUGGUGUAAUCAGUGACGAGCGUUUGAAAUUUAGUGACCAGAAGCUAGGUAAGAUGUGUCUUGAAUCCAAGAGAGAUAACUCCCCAGAAAAUUCAACGGGAAGUGACCUGACUGUUCUGGUAAUGACGUGGUCGGACGCACGAUCUGUUUUCUUGUAAACGGUAAGUUGAUUGAAUUGUUCAUUAAUCAGCUCUACUCUCGAGAGUUUACACAAGCUGGUUGAAUAUUGAAUGGUCCAUCUAUCCGCUAAUUUUAACGAGCUCCGUAUUUUUAAAAAUAGCAUCCUCACUCCCUGAAACCUGAUAAGUUCAUCAGAUGCUACCACACAAGUGCGUCAGAGGACUCAGAGCUGGCACCGUGGCAAAGCUGGUGGAUCUACUCCCUACUAAAUACUGCAAUCCGUGUGGCUUAUACAAACCACAGAUUGCAGAAGAAUGUGCAUAUUUGGUUUUAAAAAAUAUAUAAAAAAUCGUCCAUUG